Cuscuta campestris is the source of this 1333-nucleotide messenger RNA. The record is from the annotation of a GenBank genome assembly. Lineage: Eukaryota; Viridiplantae; Streptophyta; Magnoliopsida; Solanales; Convolvulaceae.
AUCUUUCGCUUUUGGUCGUUUGACAAAAAUCAUUCAAAACGGCAUAAACUUGGCUAGCCGUGGUUUUCACUCAAAUGACGUGGUUUUUAAAGUGUCUUACUUGAUUUCUUAGCCAAAUACAUCAAAUAAGUGUUUUAAACACUUGGUUUUUUAUUUUGGAGAACUUUGAAUUUUUCGGUCGGGUUUCACAUCGGUUGGCUAGGCCGUGGUUAAGGCAAAAACCAUGGGUUCUUGACUAACCACCCACCCAGCGAUGGGAAGAUCUUCCCAUCGAUGGGUAAGCGGCCCCUCAGCCAAACCAGUUUCCAGAACCAUGCCAAACAGCGAUGGGGAGUUCUACCCAUCGCUGUUAAAGCCUUGGAAUAGGUGAAGGGCAAUCAACGACACGGCCACCUCUUUUUGAUGGAACCAAUUCAAUUAUACAUAUUGGAAAGAACGAAUGAGAAUCUAUAUUCGUUCCACAAACUUCCAAUUAUGGUUGGUUAUCAAAAACGGGGAAGAGGUGCCGAUGAAGAAAGUUGGCGACAAGUUGAUCCCCAAGACCGAAGACGAGUUUGAUGCCAAGGACAUCAAAAAGGUCGAGAACUAUGCAAAGGCAAUAAACAUGCUUUAUUGUGCUGUAAAUCCUGAUGACUACCGCAAGAUCUCCUGCUGCUCAACCGCCAAGGAGAUGUGGGAUAAACUUGAGGUGACGUACGAAGGAACGGACCAAGUACGUGAAGCCAAGAUUGACUUCCUCACCCAAGAAUAUGAGAUGUUCAGGAUGAAGGAGCACGAGAAGAUCGACAACAUGUUCGACCGAUUUUCCAAGAUAGUCAACGAUCUUCAUGCAUUGAAGAAGACUUACACCGACAGGGAUCUUGGAAAAGGCAUAGCAUUAAAAGCCUCCAAAGAACCGGCAAUGAAUGACUCAAGCGACGAAGAUGAAGUCAAGGUUGUCAUGAAGAAGUUUUGUAAACUUCUACGAAAGAAAGAGAAAGUUGAGGAUGGCCCUGUGUGCUAUGGAUGUGGUAAAGCUGGGCACAUCAAGAACAAAUUAAUGCCCAAGAAGCGAAAGGAAUGCUCGUCACUUCAAAAAGCAAAGAGCAUACAUCUCGUGGGUUGGAGACUCCGGCGAUGAAUCAAGCGAACAAGAGGAAGAAGAGGAAGCAAAUCUUUGUCUCAUAGCUCAAGAAGAAGAGGAGUCCGCCAACAACGAAAACCAAGAGGUACGUAUUUCUUCUACCGGUUCUUAUUCUCUUGAAGAAAUGCAAGAAGCUCUCCAAGAGCUUUAUGACGAGUUUGUUAGCGCUUCUAAAACCAACAAAGCUUUAAAGAAACGUUUUUCUAAUCU